Messenger RNA from Fimicolochytrium jonesii, 909 nucleotides. RefSeq lists its product as uncharacterized. Gene Ontology annotation, biological process: GPI anchor biosynthetic process. The record is from RefSeq and is a predicted model, not a curated record. Lineage: Eukaryota; Fungi; Chytridiomycota; Chytridiomycetes; Spizellomycetales; Powellomycetaceae. The coding region runs from base 1 to 909 and encodes 302 amino acids. The transcript is spliced from 2 exons. Gene Ontology annotation, cellular component: endoplasmic reticulum membrane.
AUGUCCUCGCAACCAGGCACCCCCGCACUCGAACACAGCCCAACCGCAGCCUCGGGAAGCACCUUGCUAAACCAGACAGUCGCGCUCGACCACCUGGGUCCCAUCGUCGUCAAUUCCGAUGGCACCCUAUCGAGGAUAAAGAACUGGGAGACCUUGACGGAGUCGGAGCGGGCGAACAUGGUGCGGGUGCUGGGGAAACGGAACGCGGCGAGGUUGGCGAAGGUUAAGGCGCAGGAGGAUAGUGUUCAUGCGCACACAACAACAGCCACCGAUAUCCCAUCACCAUCGGUCUCCGCAACCCUCCACCCCACCCACGGCUUCCACCCUACCGUCCACUUCACCGUCUCGCAUCCUUCAGAGUCCGACGCCGCCCUCGUGUUCAUCACCCUCCACCUCCCGGCGUCAUCCUUCGCGGACCGGUUCGAGCUCGCGCGUACGCAGUGGCAUCCCGCCGUCACCGUCACAUGCCUCGGCGACGCGGACCUGGAGGUACCUGUGGACGACCCCGCCGCACGGCCGAAUGAGGUGUUUGUGCGGGUGGAUCUUGCACGGGUGGAAUCGGACCGGGAGCCGUUUGAGAUUGCGGUUCCGGUGCAUAUGCGGUACCAGGUUCCUGAGGAUGCGGGAGUGUAUACACGUGCGCAGGUUGGGGAAUGGGCCGCGUACCUUUUUGAUGGGGUGCGGGAGGGGAAUACGGGGGUGGGGGAAUUGUAUGCACGGCGCGACCAGGCUGUGACGCUGGCGAUGGGGAGGAGGUACGCGGUGGAUAUACCCGUUGGACGGGAACGGGAUCAUGUGCCGGUUGCUGUGGCGACGUAUAUGGUCAUUCUUCUGGGCGUCGUUAUGGUUUUGCGGUCACUGUUUGCUGUUGGUGCGAGGUCGGCAUCGACGAAGAUGAAACGCAAGUGA